Molecule: messenger RNA, 2065 nt
Organism: Impatiens glandulifera
Lineage: Eukaryota; Viridiplantae; Streptophyta; Magnoliopsida; Ericales; Balsaminaceae
Exons: 2
Coding region: 564-1820 (418 amino acids)
Source: RefSeq, a predicted model, not a curated record
GGUUGAUUUUACUUGCUGGAGACAGCCUGUCAUCAACAAAGGACGGCCCUUUCUCUCUCUACCUUACGUUCCUUCACUCUCUCUCUCUCUUCUCUCCUCCUUCCUCUUCUGAGUUCUCUGUUUCUCUCUCUCUCAUAGGGUUUCGAGUUACCUACUUUCGCACUCAGAUUUCGUCAGCGAAGUUCGGGGUCGGAUCCAUCGUAAGCUCUCUUCUGAUCUGUUUUUUUCUCUCAUUCAGUUAUAAUUGAUUUGUUUUGGAUGCAAUAUAAUCUCAAAGCAUUAAUCAAGAGUGUUAACAUUCAUUUGCAUGAGAUGAAAUCAUUAGUAAAUUUGGUUUCCUUUGGAAAAAAUCGGCUUUAUGUGUUGGCAGUUCAACACAAUGUCUGAAGAAGGGCAAACUCUGCAACUUACAUGGUUGAUUUGGUUCACUCAGUAAUACGCACAUCCACAUCAAGAACUGGUUGUGCCUAUUUCCAUGAACUUAUUACGAAACAUUUAGCUACAAAAAGAAGAUUGCGUACUCAUGCUGGCAGAGAGCAUGCGUGGAAUCUGUACUUUUGGUAAUGCCCCUGAAAAAUAUUGUUGCUGAUUCACUGGGCGUGUUGACAAUCUGCCUUGUAGGUCUUCUGGUCCUUCUCGGCUUGUUCUGCAUAAUCUAUUCAUUCUAUUUCCACAGGCAAAUUCAUAACCAAGGUUAUAUUGAGCUAGGUUACUUUAGCGGCCCUUGGAUUGUCCGAAUCACCUUUAUCCUAUUCGUUAUCUGGUGGGGCUUUGGUGAGAUUGUUCGGCUGAAUUUUCUAAGAGGGGAAGGUAGAAUAUUGAAUUCUGUCGACAUAAAAUGGCAAGAAGACGUUUGCAAAGGUUAUAUAAUUUCGAAUCUGGGACUAGCAGAACCUUGUCUGUUCCUGACACUUGCAUUUCUUCUACGAGCAUCGUUGCAGAAGAGAUCUGCAGAUUUGGGAAGUUUGAGCCGAAAAUGGAAUGGGAAGACCGCAGGCUUGGUUGUUUUAUACUGCUUUCCACUCUUUGUUCUUCAGCUGACAGUUGUAUUGAUUGGAAUGAAGAAGUUAAAAGACAGGGUAAUUUUACCCCCUCAGUACACCCUUGCCAAUAUAAAUAGGCGAGGGAAUAACGAUACAAUUGUUGCCCUCUGCACUUACCCUUUGCUGAGUAUCGUUUUAAUGGGAGUAUUCGGCGUGAUACUGACGGCGUACUUUGUGUGGACGGGAAGGAGAAUUGUGAAACGGGUGAUAAAUAAGGGACUGAGGAAGAGAGUUUACACGUUGAUAGUGUCGAUUUCGAGUUUGUUUCCGUUGAGGAUAUUGUUUCUGGGUCUGUCUGUUGCUGUUUCGAAACCGGAAGAGCCUUUGUUUGAAGCAUUAUCUUUCUUGGGUUUUCUGUCUCUUGUUGUCUGUGCUGUGGUGAAUAUGUUGUUGCUGGUUUAUUACCCAAUUGCAGAUUCUUUAGCAUUGAGGAAGAGGAGUGGAGGGGGUAUGCAGGAGGAGGAUAUAGAAUCGCUAAUUGCUAACCAAAGGACGAGACCCGAGGAUGGAGAACUUGGAAGGAGGAUCUGUAAUAGUAAGAAUAGUUAUAGUAAUAGUAGUAGUAGCUCAUCAGCAGUAUAUGUAAAGGAAUUGGAAGAAGAUGAAUCAAUUUCAUUUUGUGCAAGAGAGGAAGAAGGAGAAGAAGAAGUUGGAUGUGCAUUUGUGGAAUUGAGUCUUUUCUGUCCAAGUGGACAUGCAAGCCCACUUGGGUCUCCUCAACUUAUAGGUUGGCCAAUUCUUCCUUCUACUGCUAUUACACCAAUUCAUGGAUCAUAAACAAAUGCUGCUAAGGGUUCUAUGUAAAGCUUGUUUUAGGUCUUAAUAAGGGUUGGUUGGUUGGUUGGUUGCAAUUUUUUUAUUUUGAUUUUUGUGUUGUUGGAGACUUGAAAAAUAUGUAUUUUUGCAUGCAUCCCCCCCUCCCACCUGAAUUUUUUUUGGUGGAACUCUUAAUUGGUAUGUACUUUUAUUUUUCAUUUCUAUAACCAUAUAUUUCAAUAGAAAAGUGUGGCCUCAUUUCUUCA